GGCCACGUUGACUUGAAAGAACCCUAGCAGUGGGACCAGGUCGGAAGCAAAGCGAGUCCCAAACUGAGUGUAUCUGGUCAGAGAUAUAUAUUCUUUUUAAAAGACAUUGUGUUACUGGAGCCAGGCCUGGAUCUUUUAGCAUCCAGUUGAGCUGGAAGCAGCUCAUAGGUUUGUUUUGUUUUUGUUUUUUUAAUUCAUGUUUGUACAAUCUUCUGGAUAUUUUUUUUCAAGAAGGAGUAAAAGGGAGUGUUGGAAACUAACAAACAGGAUUAAAACCUGAGCGCUUAAGGAAAACAGGUUAAGGAACUUAAUCCAGGAUGGAUAUGCAGGAGCCGCAGCAGCUGGGCAUGUUUGCAGAGAGUGAGCUGAUGUCUGUGGGGAUGGACACUUUUAUCCAUCGCAUCGACUCUACGGAGGUCAUCUACCAGCCACGGCGGAAAAGGGCCAAGCUCAUUGGCAAAUACCUGAUGGGAGACUUACUUGGAGAAGGGUCUUACGGCAAAGUCAAGGAGAUGUUGGACUCUGAAACCCUCUGCAGGAGAGCUGUGAAAAUACUGAAAAAGAAGAAGCUACGCAGAAUUCCCAACGGGGAGGCAAAUGUGAAAAAGGAAAUUCAGCUCCUGCGACGAUUACGGCACAAAAAUGUUAUCCAGUUGGUAGAUGUGUUAUACAAUGAAGAGAAGCAGAAAAUGUAUAUGGUGAUGGAGUACUGUGUGUGUGGGAUGCAGGAGAUGCUGGACAGUGUCCCAGAAAAGAGGUUUCCAGUUUUUCAGGCUCACGGGUACUUUUGUCAGCUUAUAGACGGCUUAGAAUACUUGCACAGCCAAGGGAUUGUCCACAAGGAUAUAAAACCGGGGAACCUCCUGCUAACAACCAAUGGGACACUAAAAAUAUCCGAUUUAGGAGUAGCAGAGGCAUUGCAUCCCUUUGCAGAGGAUGACACGUGCAGAACGAGCCAAGGGUCGCCAGCAUUCCAGCCACCAGAAAUUGCCAAUGGCCUUGACACCUUUUCAGGCUUUAAAGUAGACAUCUGGUCCGCAGGGGUCACGCUAUACAACAUUACAACGGGUCUAUACCCCUUUGAAGGGGAUAAUAUCUAUAAAUUAUUUGAAAACAUCGGGAAAGGUGACUACACAAUUCCAGAGGAUUGUGGUCCUCCGCUCUCAGACUUGUUGAGAGGGAUGCUUGAAUACGACCCAGCCAAGAGAUUUUCAAUACAGCAGAUAAGGCAGCACAAUUGGUUUCGUAAGAAACACGCUCAGGCAGAGGCUCUGGUGCCCAUUCCUCCCAGCCCCGAAACAAAGGACAGGUGGAGAAGUAUGACGGCGGUGCCUUAUCUGGAAGAUCUGCAUGGCUACAAUGAGGAAGAAGAUGAUGACUUGUAUGACAUUGAAGAUGAUAUCAUCUACACUCAGGACUUCACAGUACCAGGACAGGUGCCUGAGGAGGAGGCAGGGCAGAACGGGCAGAGCCGCGGCAAGGGGCUGCCCAAGGCCGUCUGCAUGAACGGGACGGAGACGGGACAGCUGAGCACCAAAGCGAAGGCGGAGCGGCGGGCGAGCGCCUCUUCCAACCCCUCCCGCAAGGCCUGCUCCGCCAGCAGCAAGAUCCGCAAGCUCUCCACCUGCAAGCAGCAGUGAGGCGGGAGCCCCCUGCUCGGCACAG
This is a messenger RNA of Charadrius vociferus (killdeer), 1665 nucleotides long. RefSeq names its product serine/threonine kinase 11 (gene STK11). The record is from RefSeq and is a predicted model, not a curated record. The coding region runs from base 318 to 1640 and encodes 440 amino acids. Gene Ontology annotation, cellular component: cytoplasm. The transcript has 9 exons. Gene Ontology annotation, biological process: establishment of cell polarity; protein phosphorylation; intracellular signal transduction. Gene Ontology annotation, molecular function: protein serine/threonine kinase activity; protein kinase activator activity; ATP binding. Lineage: Eukaryota; Metazoa; Chordata; Aves; Charadriiformes; Charadriidae.